Cladocopium goreaui is the source of this 968-nucleotide messenger RNA. The record is from the annotation of a GenBank genome assembly. NCBI's taxonomy places the organism in Eukaryota, Dinophyceae, Suessiales, Symbiodiniaceae.
UUGGCACCACAGCUUACAAUCUGCAAUGGGGGCUGCGACGCAGUGGCCUCUCUUGCUCCUUGGAAUUCUUCUCUGCAGGCUCCCAUGGACUUUCUCCUCAACUCGACCGAGGAGCUUGGUCAGUAUGGUAAGCAUGCGUGCAGCAGAUGAGGAUGGCAUCCUCGAUGGUACCUUCAAGGAAGUGGCCUCGAACCUUGUCGGCUCGAUGCCAUUGCCUGGUGUUGAAAAGGAGGCGCACGAUGCUUACCGAGUAGGCCUAAAUGCUCAAACUUCUGGAGAUUUGCAAAUGGCAGUGAGGUCGUAUGCCCAGGCUUUGCGUUUGGAGUCAGAUCCAUACGAUCGCAGCUACAUCCUCUAUAAUCUGGGCCUUUGCUUUGCAGAGAACGGAGAGUAUUCCAAGGCUGCAAAGUACUAUCUCAUGGCAGUUGAUCAGAAUUACGAAUUGUGCUCUGCUUGGAACAACUUAGGGGUCCUUUUCCACGCACAGGGGAUGAAGGCUGAACGGGAUUUCCGAUCUGAGCGAGCCGAUGCGCUCUUCGCAAAAGCCGCUGAGUAUUGGAACCGGGCAGCGAGCUGUUCCCCAGGCACAUAUCAAGAUGCUGAACGCUGGCUUCUUCAGACAGGACGUGCGAGCGGCGAUUGGACUCUUGGAAAGCCUGUGAUGUGUCCUCCAAACAAGGGUCCAAUUCGCGUUCUUUGUGUUCGCAUUGUUCUUCGUGUUCUUAAAUCUGUGUGCAAAGAUUCUUGCUACUUGCCAUAUCUUCCAGUUGCAUGUUUCACAAGAAGAAAUGCCGAACCGUUUCACAAACAAGAAUCCUCACCUUCAAUCGCACUACUGCAUGCUGAUGAGGCAAAGUGACAUGCUGUCUGCUGCUGGAUUCAGAUGAGCCUGCUUACGAGCUGUGUUUCAAAGCAUCCUAGUCCCACCAGAGACCAAAGCAGUUUCGUGCACGUGAGUUUUGUUCCAG